AUGUGCGAUCCCUUGAAGGCACUGCACGGCCUUAGAAAACUUGGCCCCAACGAGCAAGUGGCUCCCCACAUCUCCGUCAUCCGACCAGGGCGAGUUAGUUUGAGACCGUUAAGCAACCCAAGACAGCCAAACAUCCAACAACCCCAUCUCUGCGCGCUGCAUGACUUAGUGCAAAAUAGCGACCUCCUCCCUCUCCUCUUCUACGUGUUACCCCUCCUACACUCCCAUUUCUUCUUUCCUCCCUCAUCCGUCUUCAGUUCCCAGCUGUUGGGCUUCGGUUAUUCGAAGGGCUGGCUGGUUUUAGGUACAGCCGUGGGAUCCGAUCUUGCCUGCCUGGCUAGACAGUCGGCGAUUUAUGCAGGGUUAUCAGCUGGCGCAUCUCAAGCUGGUCAAGUUAGCUGCAGAUUCCAGGGCCGAUUCCUCAUACCGUCAGCUCGUCCUCAUGGCCGACAGGCUCCCAAUUCAAGUACGCGUAGCCGCUCUCACUCACAGAGCGAGACAUCUCCCGCGAACCUCCACAACGACUUAGCAAAGUCUCGUUCAUACAGCGAACAACAGUUUCAUUACAUCCUUCCCAAAGACGAGCAAGAGAUAGACCCCCAUGAAUCCCCAGCGCUAGAAUAUGCGUAUGAUGGCUCGAUAGGAUACGACGAAAAGACCCCACUUCUCGAUCAGCUGCAAAAGACUGCGCCAAACCGGUUCUUCCUUAUUGCCCAAAGGCUUUUCGAUGCAAUCUACGAGACAAUCCAGGCUAUUCUUUCGACAAUCGCAGCACCGGGUGUGUAUGUCGCGCAAUCGUUCCGAGAUGAUGAUGGUCACUAUUCACCCGUUGUUCCUAUUCGCAAAGUCACUCGAUAUGUAGCGUUCCGCAAUGCGGUGAAUGAGCAUUCGAGGUCCAAGAGGACUACAGCUUCGCAUCGUCUUAAGGGGGAUUACGAAAAGUCUGGACGAAAUGGUGGAUCGACUCGAAGAUUGAGAAGUACCCCUUCUCAGUCAUCAAUCGCAUCGUCUAAUUCGGAAUCUGAUGGUGAUCGUGACCGCGCCAGACCCAGUAUUAACAACGAACAUCGCGGCACCAAAAAUAGAUCUUCGGACAAGGAAUCACUGGCAACAGACAACAAUAAUACACCAAGAAGGUCAAUUCGCAUUAAACUAAAUAAUGAUGAAUCUUUGAAACGCCAAAAGAGAAGGUCCCAAUUAGCUGAUGUCCCGCACGAUUCGGCGGCCGGUGGGAAUCCCUCACCAGGCGCAGUCAUCACAGCAGAAAGCUUGAAAUCACCAAUGUCGCAAUCCGCUUCACAUCAUCGGAUAACCAAAUACCCUCAUGUCCCUGCUCCUCCGCGACCACUGGUCCCUGUUCGACAGCCUUCAUAUACCAUGCGAACAACGGGACGUCAAGCGCCAACUAGAGUUCCCCAGAAAACCCUUGUUCUCGAUCUGGACGAGACCCUCAUCCAUUCUCUCGCCAAAGGUGGUCGCAUGUCUAGCGGUCACAUGGUUGAAGUCAAACUAGCAACUCCAGUAUCAGCAACUGGAGAGCCCACGGUCACCCGUGCUCCUCAACAUCCAAUCCUCUACUACGUACACAAACGGCCGCAUUGUGAUGAGUUCUUACGCAAAGUGUGCAAGUGGUACAAACUCGUCGUCUUUACAGCGAGCGUCCAGGAAUAUGCCGACCCGGUCAUUGACUGGCUUGAGCAAGAACGCAAGUUCUUCCAGGCUCGCUAUUAUAGACAACACUGCACUUUGCGUAAUGAUGCAUUCAUCAAGGACUUGAGUUCUGUGGAGCCAGAUUUGAGUAAAGUCAUUAUCCUAGAUAAUAGCCCCACGAGCUACAUUUUUCAUGAAGAUAACGCCAUCCCUAUCAAAGGCUGGAUCAGUGAUCCUACCGAUAAUGGGUUACUCAAUCUCAUCCCCAUGCUCGAAGCGCUACAGUAUGUGACCGAUGUCCGUGCGUUCCUAGCAUUGCGAAGAGGCGAAGCCGAGUCGUAA
Talaromyces marneffei is the source of this 1992-nucleotide messenger RNA. RefSeq lists its product as uncharacterized. Lineage: Eukaryota; Fungi; Ascomycota; Eurotiomycetes; Eurotiales; Trichocomaceae. Bases 1 to 1992 code for a protein of 663 amino acids. The transcript has 4 exons. Gene Ontology annotation, molecular function: protein serine/threonine phosphatase activity. The record is from RefSeq and is a predicted model, not a curated record.